AUUUCUGGGAAAAGUGAGUUCAAAAGAGAUUUGCUGAGGGCAGAACCCUUCCUUCUGCGUCUUUCAUUUGACAGCUGUUUAGUGAGUGCCUUCUAUGUAUCAGGCACAGAAUAAGCACUGGAAUAUAACUGAGUAAAUAUUUUGGGGAAAUAAACAUCGGUUGAGUGAUGCAGCAUCUGAACUUUUGAGAAGGAAAUUGCAUUGAGCCUUCCAGUAGAGAGUUUCACAAUCCCGGAUGUAGAGUGAGCAGCUACACGGUGUGUUGUGGGAACACAGGUUCAGACACAAAGAACCUUUCAGCAAAUGACGACUUUAUUAUUUACACAGCACAAAGGGUCCAAAAAUCAGGGGAAGAGAUCCCACCGUGGCGGGUUUCCUGGGGGGGCCAAACUGUUUGAGGCAGGGUCAGCGGAUGGCAGCUCUGUACACCCCACUUCACCUCGGAGGGGAGCAACCCUGUUCUGUUUGAGGGCGAAGUGGUUAUUCACCCCUGUGGCUGCUUGUUCCUGGUUUCCAGAUUUAAGGUCUGGCUGGGCCUUUUCAGUAGACCUAGCAUCUCCCCCCGGUGUGGAAUGGAAACAGGCCUAAACAUCAUUGCACAGUAGAAGAGGAGGCAGGGAUAGGCAAGAGUCGGGAGGUGGCUGCUGAGCGUGUGCCCGUGACCUCCCCAGCACCUGAUAGUCCAGGAAUGUGAACAUUAGGGAUGCAGCACACAAGGCCUCUGCUCAGUGUCAGUUUCUGGUUUCAGCUCCAAGUCAAAGCAGCACCUUCUCAACCGACCUCUUCUUCCCCUGUCAGCCUGCGAGUCUAAUGGGCCCGUCCGGCCUCCCACGAUGUUCAGGGCUCUGGACACCUGCAACGGGCUCCUUAUCAGCCUGCUGACAUCUUGCAGGCCGGCCUCUUCUCUUUCUUCCCUGGUCCUGCUCUGUUGGCCUCAUGGUAUUGUUUGGGACAGGAAAGAGCCGUUGUCUCGCUGGCGUCUGAUUGCUCUCCUGAGCUUCCUGCCUGUGCAAUAGCAGCUGGGAGGGGCCAAGGGAAUUAUGGUGGGACCACACCCACUGGAGAAGGUACAAAUAGGGAGGCUCAGCACUGGCCUUCAGAGCCUCCUCUGCCCUCACCAUGAAGUCCAGAGGCUUCUUCCCCCUCGUGGUGCUUCUUUUCCUGGGAACCGUGGCACCGUGGGCUGUGGAAGGUGCUGGACAAGCCAUAAAAGCUGGAGUCUGCCCUUCUAUAAAACCUGCCCAGUGCCUGAUAUAUGAGAAACCGGAGUGCCAAACUGACUGGCAGUGUCUAGGGAAGAAGAAAUGCUGCCGUGAUGUUUGUGGCAUCAAAUGCCUGGAUCCUGUUGCCAUCAUGAACCGAGCUAAGAAGACUGGAAAGUGUCCUGUGGUCCUCGGGCAGUGUAUGAUGCUCAACCCCCCCAACUACUGUGAGAGGGACAGCCAAUGCCAGGGGGACUUCAAGUGCUGCAAGGGCAUGUGUGGGAAAGCCUGUGUGUCUCCUGUAAAAGCCCUUCACAGCCUCAGCCCUCUGGAGCGGGCAUAG
Molecule: messenger RNA, 1545 nt
Organism: Choloepus didactylus (southern two-toed sloth)
Lineage: Eukaryota; Metazoa; Chordata; Mammalia; Pilosa; Megalonychidae
Product: antileukoproteinase-like
Biological process (GO): antibacterial humoral response; innate immune response
Cellular component (GO): extracellular region
Molecular function (GO): peptidase inhibitor activity
Source: RefSeq, a predicted model, not a curated record